ACCUGAGCCGAAGGCAGUCGCUUAACCGACUGAGCCACCCAGGCGCCCCUAUAUAUUCUUUUUUUUUUAAUUUAUUAUUUUUAUUUUAUUUUUAUUUUUUUAAAGAUUUUAUUUAUUUGAGAGAGAAUGAGAGAGAGCACAUGAGAGGGGGGAGGGUCAGAGGGAGAAGCAGGCCUCCCGCCGAGCAGGGAGCCUGAUGCGGGACUCGAUCCCGGGACUCCAGGAUCAUGACCCGAGCCGAAGGCAGUCGCUCAACCAACUGAGCCACCCAGGCGCCCUGUCAUUCCCAUUUUAAAGAUUAAUAAUUCAGUGGAAUUCAGAGUUGAAAAGGCUCGUAGGUGACCUUGUCCUACUACACUCGAGAAAAAUUCACCCAGCAAGUCAAAUGGCGACUAUUAGAACUUGUAGCUUUUGAUUCGCCAGUCCCAGGCUUUUUAAUUGCCAUUUUGCACAGGCAACAACGUGAUACCUGGUCAGAGAAACUUACCUCAUUUUUAUAUUUUGGGGGAAUAGAGUUUUAAAAUUAACAAACUGUGUUGAUUUAAUGCCUUUCUAUUUGUAGUGAUCAUUUAAGGCAUGUUUGUCUUAACUCUCCUUUAAGAUUUUUUUUUUCAAAAUAUGGGCAUGCCUUAGGUAUACAGAUUACUUUAUCUGUUUUUUAAAUAGGAAUCUAAAAGAUUAUAUUAGUAUGUUAAGAUUAGGAAUACAUAUUAGAUGUUCAGUACAAAUAAUAUAUGAUUUUUAUUUUUAGAUUGUGGGACAGCACCACUUGCAGAUGCAUUGGAAGGGUCUCGGAUAAUAGGCGGCACAACAGCUCAAACUGGCGCAUGGCCAUGGGUAGUUAGCCUGCAGAUUCAAUCAGGCAAAAUUCUGGCUCAUAUAUGUGGGGGAAGCUUAGUGAAAAAUAAGUGGGUCCUCACAGCUGCCCACUGCACUAAGGACAUUAGAGAUCCUUUAAUGUGGAGAGUUGUGAUUGGAACUAAUAGUAUAAAAGGGCAUCAUCCACACUCCAAGAAGAUGAAAGUUAAAGCAAUCAUUAUCCAUCCAGACUUCAAUUUGGAAACUUAUGUAAAUGAUAUUGCACUAUUUCAUUUAAAAAAAGCAGUGAGGUAUACUGACUAUAUUCAGCCUAUUUGUCUGCCUUUUGAUGUUUUCCAAAAACUGGACCAAAACACAAAGUGUUUUAUAAGCGGCUGGGGAAGAACAGAAGAAGGAGGUAAUGUUACAGAUAUGUUACAGGAAGCAGAAGUGCAUUAUAUCUCUCGAAAGAUUUGCGAUUCUGAGCAGAGUUAUGGGAAAAUUAUUCCUAACACUUCAUUUUGUGCAGGUGAUGAAGAUGGGAUUUUUGAUACUUGCAGGGGUGAUAGUGGUGGACCAUUAAUGUGCUACUUACCAGAACAUAAACGAUUUUUUGUAAUGGGAAUUACCAGUUACGGAUAUGGCUGUGGUCGAAAAAAUUUUCCUGGUGUCUAUUGUGGGCCAUCCUUCUACCAAAAGUGGCUGACAGAUCACCUCUACCAGGCAAGCAAUAAAGGCAUAUUUAACAUAAAUAUUCUACUUGGACAGGUCCUUGUAGCCUCAGGUUCUGUUGUCUUACUAGCAAUUCCAUAAUGAAAUUCUGAAGAAUCUUUAUUUUGCGUUGUGUCCCUCUCCAUGUUCUACAUAAUGAGUAUCAUUUAUUCUUUUGGUAAAUAAUUGCCCACUUUACAGUUCUCAUGUGAAUAUUUUUUGGAACAAAAGGAUUGUGACAUAUUAAAUAUGUGAUUAUAAAUUUGGCAUUGAAUCACAUGCUUCUUUAAUGUAUUUUGAUUAUUUUUUAUGUUAUAAUCAUAA
This is a messenger RNA of Mirounga angustirostris (Northern elephant seal), 1833 nucleotides long. RefSeq names its product transmembrane serine protease 12 (gene TMPRSS12). NCBI's taxonomy places the organism in Eukaryota, Metazoa, Chordata, Mammalia, Carnivora, Phocidae. The transcript has 4 exons. Gene Ontology annotation, molecular function: serine-type endopeptidase activity. Gene Ontology annotation, biological process: proteolysis. The coding region runs from base 958 to 1611 and encodes 217 amino acids. The record is from RefSeq and is a predicted model, not a curated record.